This is a messenger RNA of Calidris pugnax (ruff), 6061 nucleotides long. RefSeq names its product integrin beta 6 (gene ITGB6). Gene Ontology annotation, cellular component: integrin alphav-beta6 complex; cell surface; focal adhesion. Gene Ontology annotation, biological process: cell-matrix adhesion; integrin-mediated signaling pathway; cell adhesion mediated by integrin. The coding region runs from base 254 to 2629 and encodes 791 amino acids. Gene Ontology annotation, molecular function: integrin binding. The transcript has 17 exons. The record is from RefSeq and is a predicted model, not a curated record. NCBI's taxonomy places the organism in Eukaryota, Metazoa, Chordata, Aves, Charadriiformes, Scolopacidae.
UGCUGUCCAGUUACCUUGCCUAUUUCAACACUAUCCCCUCACUCAGUGCUUACCUCAGCGGUGUUGGGAAUUCUGCUGUGAUUCAUCCGUCUUCCUUCAGCUGAGUGACGUGAUCUCUUCUGACAGCUUCACUGGGAUAGAAAGAGAUUUUUGGAGAACUUAAAGAAUGAAGUUGCCUUUACUAAUUUCCUUCCACAUCAAGAAAUCUGAAAAAAUGGGAUUUAUACAUCUCUCCAGCCAGCACUGAAAACGAAUGGGGAUUGAAUUGCUUUGCCUCUGUUUCCUAUUUCUGCAAAGAAAUAACUGUGUGCAAGGGACCUGUACUCAGGAAGGCGCAGUGACUUGUGAAGAUUGUUUGCUUUCCGGACCACACUGCGCUUGGUGUUUUCAAGAGAAUUACACGGACUCGGCUGGAAUUCAUGGGAGGUGUGAUACCCCAGAAAACCUUUUGUCGAAAGGAUGCCAGCUGAAUUUGAUUGAAUUUCCCAUUUCAGAAGUAGAAAUUCACAGAAACAAGCCCCUAACUGUAGCGGCCCAGAAGAACAAUUCUGAUGUCACACAGAUUUCUCCUCAAAAAUUAACUCUCAGGCUGCGACCAGGACAUGAAGAAACAAUACAGAUCAAGGUCCGCCAAACUGAAGAUUAUCCAAUUGAUCUCUAUUACUUGAUGGAUCUUUCAGCAUCCAUGGAUGAUGAUCUGAAUACAAUUAAAGAACUGGGUUCAACUCUUUCCAAAGAAAUGUCAAAACUGACAAGCAACUUCAGACUGGGGUUCGGAUCUUUUGUUGAAAAACCAGUUUCACCGUUUAUCAAAACUACAGCUGAAGAAAUAAACAACCCUUGCAGAAGUGUGCCAUAUGAGUGCUUGCCCACCUUUGGAUACAAACAUGUUUUGCCACUAACAAACGAUGCUGAAAAAUUCAAUGAAAUUGUGAAAGGACAGCGAAUAUCUGCUAAUAUAGACACUCCAGAGGGAGGAUUUGAUGCAAUUAUGCAGGCAGCUGUUUGCAAGGAAAAAAUUGGAUGGAGGAAUGAUUCUCUACAUUUGCUGGUGUUUGUGAGUGAUGCUGAUUCUCAUUUUGGGAUGGACAGUAAACUGGCAGGGAUUGUUAUUCCUAAUGACGGGAACUGCCAUUUGGACCACAAUAAUGAAUAUUCCAUGUCAACUGUUCUGGAGUAUCCUACAAUUGGACAAUUAAUUGAUAAACUUGUGCAAAACAAUGUUUUAUUAAUUUUUGCUGUAACGAACGAGCAAGUUCACAUAUAUGAGAACUAUGCAAAGCUUAUUCCUGGAGCCACUGUUGGACGACUACAGAAAGAUUCUGGAAACAUUCUCCAGUUGAUCAUUGCUGCAUAUCAGGAGCUGAGGUCCGAGGUGGAGCUGGAAGUCUUGGGGGAGACGGAAGGGCUCAAUCUCUCUUUCACGGCCAUCUGUAACAAUGGGACUCUCUUUCCACAUCAGAGGAAAUGCUCUCACGUGAAAGUGGGAGACACAGUCUCUUUCAAUGUGACUGUGAGUCUUUCGUCUUGCGAAAAAACCAGAAGGCAUAUUGUGAUAAAACCAGUGGGGCUCAGUGACACACUGGAGAUGGAAAUUCAUCCCCAGUGCAGCUGUAACUGUCAGGUGGAGGCCGAGAAGAACAGCCCGAAAUGCAACCAGGGGAAAGGAUCGUUGGAAUGCGGGGUGUGUGUCUGCAGCCCGGGGUACACGGGGCCACACUGCGAGUGCCACGAGGGCUCCCUGGGCACCAGCUCCUGCAAGGGCUCGGCGGAGCAGAGCUCCUGCAGUGGGAGAGGAGACUGCUACUGCGGGCAGUGCGUUUGCCACCCCUCCCUCUACGGGAAGGUCUACGGGCCACGCUGUGAGUGCGACGACUUCUCCUGCGUGAGACACAGAGGGCUCCAGUGUGGAGGCAAUGGUGACUGUGACUGUGGGGAAUGCCUGUGCCACAGUGGAUGGACGGGUGAAUACUGCAACUGCACAACUGACACCGGCGCCUGCGUUGCUGAGGAUGGGACGCUGUGCAGCGGGAGAGGCCUAUGCGUCUGUGGGUCGUGUGCUUGCACCCACCCGGGGGCUUUGGGCCAAACGUGCGAAAAAUGCCCUCUCUGCGGGGACCCUUGCAGUUCCAGGAGGAGCUGUGUGGAAUGUCACUUGUCUUCCGAUGACAAGUCACUGGGAGAAUGCAGCGAAAAAUGCAAAUUGGUUGAUGCAACUGUCAGCACUGCAGAAGAUUAUUCGGAAGAUAAAGAUAAAUCCAUUCACUGCUCUUUGCAGGGGGAAAGCGAAUGUAUAACCACAUUUCUACUGGCUAUGGAUGAACAGGGAAGGACAGUCAUUCAUAGCAUAGAACAGAAAGAUUGCCCACAGCUUCCAAAUAUCCCGAUGAUAAUGGUGGGUGUCACCCUUGCUAUCCUUCUCAUUGGCGUUGUUCUACUUUGUAUAUGGAAAUUGCUGGUGUCAGUUCAAGACAGAAAAGAGGUGGCCAAGUUUGAAGCAGAAAAAUCAAAAGUGAAAUGGCAAACGGAAACAAAUCCACUGUACAGAGGCUCAACAACCACUUUUAAAAACGUAACUUACAAGAACCAAGAAAAACAAAAAGGGCCCAUGGCUGCAGAUUUCUAUUAGCACCUCCGACACUACAAACUUAGUUUUACUGGCAGGAAAUGCAAGAGCACUUGUUUCUUCUCAGCUGAUUAUGUGAUAUUUGUUUGCACGUUGCAGUAGUAUAAUCAUCUGUUUAAAAAAAUGGAUCUUGUGUUGGGAAGACUAUAGAUAGUGGUAAGGUUAACUAGAAAUAUUAAAAAAAACCAACUUUAAUAUUAAAGCCCCCCAUCUUAAAGAAAUAGCAUCACAAAUACUUUUCAUUUUCUCAUCAGUACUGAGGAUUAAAAAUUAUCAUGUGUAAGACUAUUUUUGUGAAAUUAGGUAUAUACAAUGAGAUGUAUACUACUUUGUUCAUACACACAAUCCUAUGUAUUUGUAUUUAGGAAUGUAUUUGCAUCGUUUUAUUUGGUGGGCUAAUCUAAAUUUAAAAAGAUAACUUUUCAUGAAUGUUGCUUUAGCUGCUGAGGUUAGAGGUUCCCCAUCUCACCUGUGUGACUGAACACUUUUUCAUCAGAAACAAGUAGUGUUAUUUCCUAUCUUCUAUGUAUCUGAGAUACGCAGAAACUUCUCUCUAACUCUUCUUUCUUGUCCUAUUUCCCUCUUUCCUUGUCCUGGUUCCUGUUUGAUGUUCUUUAAGAACCCAGUCCCUGGUGUUAUCUCAGGGAAAGUUACAUCAAUCCUUUACUCACUUGCAGAGUUGUUUUCUGUUCCAGGCAUAGAUUGCCUUUUUUUUUUUUCCCUUUAAUUUCUAAUAGAGAGGAUUCAGAGCAAAAGAGGAGUAUUUGUGAAUCAGAGACUCCAGUAGAGAAACUUUAAACCAGAGGAUUAUCAGAAUUCAAUUUCACCAUUUACAUCCUGUUUAGGCACUCAAAAUAAACCUCACACGCUGGACCAUUACAUGAACCCUUUACCUGCCCUUUACAUGCAGGAAAAGUUCACACACAAAGAACUCAGUAUCACACACAAAGACAGUACUCUUUUGAUGAUAUAUCGAAAAUUGUGAGGUUCUUUCAAUGCCCAGCAGCCAAACCAUUUGUUUGUAAAAUAAUGCAUUCAGCAAUUUUGGGCCUUUUAUUUUUUUAUUCCAAACUAAGCAACAAAUAAAUCUAUGGAUUCCAUUUCAUAUUCAUUUCCAUGACACUAAUGAGGAUUUUGAAAUCUCAAUUUUAGCUAGUUACUAAUGACUUGCCAUAAAUUCUUAAAUUGUAAUGCUGUUAUCAUGCACGGCACUAGAAAAAAAAACAACAAACAACAAAAUGAGCUACCACGCUGGCAUAAAAAAUUACAUCAGGCUAUUUUAAGCUAACAAUUUACUUUUUAAUAUCACUUUUCCUCUGCAUUUUUUAGUACUCUGGAACAGAUGGUCAAAAUGUACAUAUGAAUAUACUUACAAAAGAUGACUUAGAAACUAAAGGUACAUCAACACAGUCACAAACAAACAAUUAUGUACGUUCCCUAUAUAUAUAAAUCAUAUACUUGAUCUAAAAAUCUUCAUAUCUGUUUUGUAACAAAUAUUUGCAAAAUCUGUGCAACUUCAGUCUCUGUGUCCUCUAAUGUUCCUGGAUGCGGGACUGAUAUAUUAGCCAGCUCUGACCCAUGCCUGUUUUAGGGCCUGAUCCAAAGCCUACUGGAGUCAAUGGCUACAGACGAGGAUCUAGUUUCAGUGAAACUAUUAGUUUUGGUUUACAAAGAUUGUUUUGUUUAAACAAAGUGGUUAAUGCUAUCUAUUAGUGGAUUAGAACCUAUAGUAUAUAUUUCUGUACAAAGAGAAAUAAACACUAUCAGAUGCCUUUUAAAAGAAGGUGAUGGUAUAAACAUGUAUUAAAUUCAAAAUGAUUGCAAGGUGAAGGAAAUGAUGGCUGCCGUUAAGCUGGAACAGAUUAAUUACAGGUUCACAUCUGUACUCUUCAGUAUUCCUGCAUAUCUCAUAGUGGAAACUCUUCACAGACAAAGGUUUGCAUCUGCAGCCCUUCCAAUCACUAGACUCCCACAGAUGUCAGUGCAAGUUACACUUGGGACCAAAUCCUGUUUUCCUGGCACAUGGAUAAACUUGCAGGAGGCAAAGCUGACCCCCGGAUACUAUCUCUGAUUCCACUUGAGUCAGGAUUGCCUAAGAGACUAGGGAAAUCUGGAUUUAGCCCAUGUAAAUUAUCUGUUACUUUUAUUUUUCAUGUAGAUAUCUCUAAAAGAAAUGAAAAUGUUUUUAUUACUUAAAAGUAAUAAAAAUCUAUACGUUUAUUAAAUACCUUUAAAGAUCUGUUUCUGAGAAGGCUGAUUCCACUGCUCAAUAUUAGGGUUCUUCUCUAGGUCACCCAUUUCAAUAUUGAAACACAUUUCAGUAUUCAAAUGUUAUUAACAAAGUGGUGUUCAUAUUUCAUAUCAAACACUUGGUGGUCUACAUUCCCUGUUCUUACAGGAGAUUUCAUUUCACAAAGCUACUCACUCUCUUCCUAUCAUUUGCAUCUUCUGAUCAUCAGAAAACACCCCAUUUGGUAUGUAGGCAAUGUUUACAGUCCAAUUAAUCCUCCAAAUUGUCAAAGAUGUACAGAAAUCAGGCAGUAUGGUUUAUUUCAUUUCCUUUCUGUGAUUGACUGUACUAUAAAAGUUCUGUGCGCCUUCAAAAUCAUCAGGAUGGAAAUCAUGCAAAUAACUAAGAAUUCAUCAGAAGAGAGGAAAUAGAUGGCCUUGGUGAGGAAGGUCUCUAUUAUUAAGGGCUAUCCAAGAACUAGGCUCAUUCAUAUGAGCCAUUCUUUUAGCAGCAUUAAUUUAGGUCAUAAAUUUUGACUAAACCCUCAGAUUUCAAGAACUUUCAAGGUUUUACUUGGCAUUCACCCUAGAAAGAAGAGUAGUGUUCAUCUUUUUUUUAUUGGCUAUAUGAUUUUUAUCUUGUAACGUUUGUAUCAAAGUUCAUUUUUAGUUUUUUUUUUCUCUAUCAAAUUAUGAGUGGGGUUUUGUGUGGUGAGUGGGAUGAAAAUGUCUUUCUGCUGAUUCCAAGAAUAUUGUUUUGACCUGAGGCUGGACCUUGACAGUGGCCAAAACAUUUUUAAUAGUAAUGCUUCUAUUCACUGAAGAGUUAAACUAAAUAAAAGCAUAAUCAUUAGAAAAUUUAUGGUAUUUGUGUAUCUUUUACACUCUGUAGAAUGGUAAUUUCAGUAAUAUACGUUAAAUGUGAGUAAAUUUUCAUUUGAUUUAUAGAAGUUUCAUGUUAACCUGUAUUGUCUAUGUUCAGACUGCAUCCAACUUUAUUUUGUAAUAUAAGUAGUGGGUAAUGGGUCUAGGAACUAAGGCUCAGAUGCCAAGUGCAAUACUCUCCAUGUGUUGUCUAGCAUUAUACGCAUGUCUAAGUUUGUUUUGCAGUGAGCAUAAGGGAAUUAUUGCCCCACAAAACUUAUCACAUGCAAUCUGAAAGUAAAGAAAGAUAACUUUUUUCAUUGUCUGUUUGUCACAACUUGU